Messenger RNA from Pocillopora meandrina, 4149 nucleotides. Lineage: Eukaryota; Metazoa; Cnidaria; Anthozoa; Scleractinia; Pocilloporidae. The record is from the annotation of a GenBank genome assembly.
AUGCUGCUUCUGCCACUCCUGUUGUUUUUUCCUUCUUUGUUAGGAUUGUUGUUUGCCACACAAAACAGCGCUCUCUAUCGAUAUCCAACAAGCGAUCUUUUUUUCGGUUACAUAAAGCGCGAUGUCUUCCAUUACUUAUGGGCAGAGAAACUUUCAUCAUCCACGGUGAAAGAUCAGUUGGACUGCGGUUUUCUUUGUCUUCGAGAGCCAAAGUGUCAUUCGUUCAACAUGGCAGCGUAUCCCGACUCCAAAGGAGUUUAUCUGUGUGAGUUAUUGGCCACAGACAAGUACAGAGAAACUGAAAAGUUCCAUGCAAAUGUUUCCUUCCAUCACUACAGUCCGUUGGUAAGAUCUCUCCAUAUGUCUGGUGAUAAAACACUCUUUGUAGUUUUUUAAUACAAACUGAAUGAUUCAAGAAAUGUUUACUUUAUUUCUAGCCUCCAUGUGAAAGCGCUCCUUGUAAGAACGGUGGUGUCUGUGUUCCUGAAUAUAAAUGGAGCUCCUUUCAUUGUGACUGUAGACCAGGAUUCUGCGGAACUCACUGCGAAAGGGGAGGUAUUGAAUCUGUCCUACUUUCUGUUGCAUGAAGAAAAAUUGAAAAAAAAAAACUCAUACUGUUAUUUUCAAUCAUCUGUUAUAAAUUGAUGGUUUACCUAUGUUCAACCUUGUGCUAUAAAAUUAAAUGCAUUCGAAUCAGUCUUUUGUCUUGCCUUCCCGAUAAACAUACCUUAAUUGGUUUUUCCUUUAAAGUGCCUAUGACAAGAAUUUUUUUUUGCAUAAGUAUUUAGCUUAUCAUAUGUUCAAACCAAUUCCGAUAAAAAACAAAAUUUCAAAUAACUUAAAACUCGGUUUUUCGGGCCUUAAAGUGCUCUUAUUUUGUGUUAAAAGUGUACCGUGGACUGGUAACGAAUUAGCGGGUUAUGACGUAGAAAACUGUGAAAGCUCUCAGUGGUAACUUGCAAAUCUCUCAGUUUUCUUGUAAUUUUGUAUCAGUCGACGUUGAAAAACUGUCCAAUAGCGAUGUAUACCUACCUUCACCAAGCUCUACCAAGAGUUGAUACAUCGUACCCAAUUAGUAAAGAAGGAGGUUGCGAGUAGGGUUCAGCCCUACGAAAGAGAACCAUGUGCAUCAAACGAAGAUUUAGACGAAGAUUGACAAAAUGGUUUCUCGCCUGCGGUGUUUAGGUCAAGACGGGAACAAAAAAAAACUCCCGAUACUAAAUGUUUAGUUGUUGCGUUUGGCGCUUUGUUUUCUACGGCGAAAUCCAUUUUAAAAAUGGGUAGCUGUGUCCGUUUCGGUCGUCUUAAAAUUUUAUUCCUUUGCACUAAGUGGGGCGAAGGUUCUCCUUGCUCAGUGCUCUAGUGUUUCGUUGCUGUAGAGUAAUUCCCUUAGCAAACCAAAAGCUAACUUUUGACGAAAGAAUCAGCUGUACCAUGGGGCACGAUGACUUUUCGCCGAGAAGUCAUCGGGCAGUUUCACUGCAAGUUGCUUCUUUCCUUAGAGAUUGCUGAGGCAGAGGCUAUCGUCAAAGGGAAAAUAGUGAGUUUAUAUAGAUUUAAGUCAAUCUCAAAUAGGGAUUUCAAUAGAGGAAAACUCAUUUAGUUUAAGCCCAGCAUUGCCAUGUGAUCCAUUUCGCUCAAUGGCAAAUAACUGACAUCAGUGUUGUAAGUUAAUAUUUCGUAUGUAUCGACUUUCGUACAGCAUUUGGAUUCGCUACCAUCUAAUUCAAUAAUAUUUGUGUUUAUUUAUUUAUCUCGUAGGAAACCUAGGUUAGGAGGAUACACAGCCCUUUCGAGUUUGUGUUUAUACCAGUAUCCGCACCAGAGGUUUCUCAUUGCUAAGGCAACAGGAUAUCGGUCAGCUCAGGAAAGGGCUUGAACUUGAUUACAAAUGAUGUAUUUCUGUUAAUAGAACACGAUGAAAACUGCAAUUAGUAGGAUUUUCAUACGAUUAGAAAAGCGUUAAUGUACUCAUGUGGAAAGACAAGGAGUAUGAGUACAUCUCAAACAGGUGAAAUAAAGAAAACAAUAAGGAGCUUACCAUUCUUUGCUUGCAGCCGAAAAGAAUGUUGAACAAUCGUGUGCGGUGUCGGAACAGGCAUUCUUUUUAGCUAAAUUCAUUGAUUAUCUUCCCCUGAUUUAACAAGUGGUAUGUGUUCGUAACAGCCGUUUUCGAAGUCGAUACGGGGCAUAUGGCCGACGACAUUGAAGAGUAAAAUCUCCUCGAUGUCGACGAUCGAAACGCAUCCAUUUUGGUCAUACAGCUACAUCCUUUGGAAAUUAGUGUAUAGAAAUACCCGGUAUAUGUGUAUUAUUCUUGUAGCUAACAUCUUUUAACGCUUCGGCCAUGCAAUGCGUUCGUCCUUUCUUCCAGAUUUCUCCUUUCUUUAACAUAGUUGCCGUCGUGUCUUCACAGUUUUCUAGGUCACAGCUAUGUAAUGUGAUCGUUUUGGCGGCGCGCUUAACGAGAACACUUUUUGGCCGACAAAUCGUAAUUUCAAAGCGCAGAAAAAUGGUCAAGGAGAACUUGCUAGGCGCAAAGGUCGAUUAUUUCUACUUUUAAACACAGCUAUCAGAAAAUGCAAAAAAUGUAAUUUCGUGUACAUGUCAUAGGCACUUUAUAUUAAGAUAAAAGAAAUCUUUUACUUCUAAAUUUCUAAUAUUCUUUGUUGCUUUGUUAUUUGUUUUUUAGGAAAUCGAACUUGCAGUGACACCAAGUACUGCAUUCCUGAGGCUAAAAGUGGCUCUUAUGUCAUCGACCCUGAUGGAGAGGGUGGAGAAAACUUUUAAAGUCUUCUGUGACAUGGCUGACAAGGACGGUGUUGGAGUGACAGUUGUCAGUCACGACAGUGAAAACAGAACGCUGGUGGAUGGAUUUCAGGAUCCCGGCAGUUAUUCGUGCAAUGUCACGUACCAGGGAACCAGUCUCCUUCAGCUGGCAAGUCUAACAGCUUCAUCUGCUCACUGUGAGCAGUUUAUAAUGUACGAGUGCUAUCACUCAAGGCUCUUUCGCGAUGGUUACGGCUGGUGGGUAUCACGUGAUGGAGAAGAGAUGAAGUACUGGGGAGAGUGGAUUCUAUCGAUGACAAAUGCGCAUGCGGCAUGAACCAUACAUGUGCAAACCCUCAGUACGGAUGUAACUGCGACAAACUUGACCAACAAUGGCGAGAGGACAGUGGUUUACUUACUAACAAGUCUAGGCUUCCGGUGAAGCAACUGAGGUUUGGAGAUACCGGCCUUACAAGUAGUGAUCAGGGGAUACCACACACUUGGAAAGUUCAAGUGUUUUGGACUUAUAUAGAUCGUAACUGUAUACCUGCUAUUUGUAGACUCGCCUGUUAUAGCGCUGUAAAGUAACAUGCUAUCUGUUAUGAUAGUUCGCUGCCUUAUGCAAAGGGAUUCCAGAAUGUAUAAACAUCAGUAGGAAGGUUAAAAUGUUUGGCGCAUGUGUUUUAGCAUAUUAAGCAUAAUUUUAGGCGCCAAAGAAUACAAUAUUCGUUCUUGUUUAUUUUGGCGAUGUACUGGAUCGAUGAUGUUUUUUAUUUGUUUCAAAAAAAACAUUCCAUUCUGAAAACUCAACACCAAAUUUUUAAAGCAGCUCAUGAUUUAAUUUGAAAAACUUCACCUGGCUGCGAGGACCUAUGGCAAGGAAGAAAAAUCCUUGUCAGAAAAAAAAAGCUAAUUAGUUAUCAUAUAAAAGGACCUCUUAUUGCAGCGUUUAGAUCAUCCCCGUUGAAGGCACUAUAUAGGCAGGAGUGUCGAAACGUUGGGUCUAUGAAUUGUAACUUCUUCGGUUACAUUCAUUCAAUCUGUAAACCAGAUUAGCAUCAAACCAUUUCUGAUUGUCCACCUGGUUGCCGUGUGAACUUUAAUAUUUUUUACAUUGUGGAAGGUCACAUACUUGCCUACUUUUGAUCACGUGAUUUCUUAUACAUAUCGAAAAGCUCAUUCAUCUGAACUUAACAUCGUAAGCCUGAGUCGUCUCAGGGUAAACGCGAGCUAUUUCUCAAAAAUAGCCAGCUUUUCUCUUCUCUUCUUGUUCUCGGCAUGAUGUUACCCAAAUACAGAGUAGUAAGUGAACUUUUUUAAUGAAUAUUUUCUAGUGAAUUUUAAACAAACCUUUACCGUUUCUGGUUAACUAUUGUCUGC